Triticum aestivum (bread wheat) is the source of this 2811-nucleotide messenger RNA. RefSeq names its product CBL-interacting protein kinase 26. The record is from RefSeq and is a predicted model, not a curated record. Gene Ontology annotation, molecular function: ATP binding; protein kinase activity. Bases 289 to 2685 code for a protein of 798 amino acids. Gene Ontology annotation, biological process: protein phosphorylation; signal transduction. NCBI's taxonomy places the organism in Eukaryota, Viridiplantae, Streptophyta, Magnoliopsida, Poales, Poaceae. The transcript is spliced from 8 exons.
ACAGCACCAAACGAGCUCUCCGCUGACAGAGACCAGGUCCCUGCGUGGUGGUAGGCUCAACGUUGUAAGCUCAUCUAUAAAAUAUAAACCGCCCAGGUGUGUAAAAUUGGAUCUCACCUCUGGGAAAGUCCACGGGUGCCUGGCAACGAAGCAACCCCUCUCUCAUCUUCUUCGCCGCCUUCCGAAGUGAAGCCAUCUGCGCCGUAUCGCUGGCUAGGCAGCAUCAAUCCUUCCAUCUCAAGCUCCAUCCAGCCGCCUUGUCCAGACAUACCGUCGUAACAAUACCACAUGGACCAUGAAACUAAUGCUAAACACAGUGUCCUGGAGCGCAUGCUACUCGAUGCAAGUGCAGAGCCGAUAGGUCUGCCUCUUUCACUUCUGGAAGACAUCACAAAUGGUUUCUCUCAUGAUCGGCAAAUUGGCAGUGGUGGGUUUGCAGUGGUUUAUAAGGGAAUACUCAGGAAUGUGACGAUUGCCGUGAAAAAGUUGUCCAAAACAUUAGAUAUUCACGAGAAACAAUUCAACGAAGAGGUUAGCUGUCUGAUGAAGGCAAAGCACAAAAAUAUAGUUCGAUUUCUGGGAUACUGUUCUGACACACAAGGCAAAAUGGUAGACUUUGAGGGAAAGCUUGUCAUGGCAGAUGUUCGGCAGAGGUUGCUCUGCUUUGAGUAUCUACCUAGAGGGAGCCUUGAUAAGUAUAUCACUGGAUCAUCUUGUGUACUUAAAUGGAGAGAGUGCUAUCAGAUCAUCAAAGAAAUCUGUGAAGGGUUACAUUAUCUCCAUGUGGAGCGGCGUAUUGUCCAUUUGGAUCUUAAGCCUACAAAUAUAUUGUUGGAUUGUAAUAUGGUUCCGAAAAUUGCUGAUUUCGGUCUCUCAAGGCGAUUCUGUGAAAAGCAAAGCCAAAUUCUUACUGCAGAAGUGAAGGGAACUUUGGGAUACAUGGCACCAGAGUUUGUAAAUAGUGGACAAAUUACAUUCAAGUCGGACAUAUAUAGUCUUGGCAUUAUAAUCACAGAAAUACUGACGAGGCAGAAGGGAUAUCGUGAUGUUGAAGAUGUACUUGAUAUCUGGAAGAAUAGGUUGCAGCAGGAAUCACAGAGAGACAUACAUUUGGAACAAGUACGAGUAUGCGCUGAGAUAGCGAUAGAGUGUGCUGAUUAUAACCCGGCAAAGAGGCCAGUUACAAAACAUAUAAUUAAUAGGCUUGAUGAAACAGAAAGUACAAGCAGGUCCACUGAAACUAGUGGGAGUACUUCAUCAGUAGCUCAGGCAGAAAAGGAGUCCAGUGAGCAGCAUCAGUGGAUACCUAAGGUACCAGGAGAGACAAGUGAUGAGGACUGUCGAAUGGAGGUGGGCACAAUUUUGAUGAAUCGCUAUGAAAUUGGGAGGCUCUUAGGACAAGGGGACUUGGCAAAGGUAUAUUAUACUCAGGAUCUCACAAGUGGACAAGGUGUUGCAAUAAAGAUGAUUGAUAAGGACAAGGUCUCAAGCGUUGAGCUGAUGGUGCGGAUAAAGAGGGAGAUUACAUUAAUGAAUCUGUCAAGACAUCCAAACGUCCUGAAACUUGUGGAGGUUACGGCUAGCAAGAGCAAGCUUUAUUUUGUUUUGGAGUAUCCUAAAGAUGGUGACCUUUACACCACAAAUGUCAUUGGAAGGUUAAGUGAGGAUGCUGCGAGGAAGUACUUCCAUCAGUUGAUUGGUGCCGUGGAGUACUGCCAUAGCCAAGGUGUUUAUCAUCGCAACUUGAAUCUAGAAAACAUACUCCUGGACGAGAAUGGCAACCUAAAAAUCUCUGAUUUUGGUCUAAGUGUCCUACCUGGGUCCAGGGAAGAUGGCCUCUUCCAUUACCCCUGUGGAACUCCAGCUUAUGUUGCUCCCGAAGUGCUUAGCUGGAGAGGCUAUGACGGUGCGAAGGUCGACAUAUGGUCCUGUGGAGUAAUUCUAUUUGCGCUGGUGGCUGGUUACCUUCCUUUCCAAGGCACAGAUCGUACAGAUUUGUUUAAUAAAAUUUCCUUAGGGAAAUAUGAAUGCCCUUCUUGGAUUUCUGUUAAGCUGAAAGAUAUACUACGUAAGAUUCUUGAUCUAGAUCCAAGCACCAGGGCUUCUGUUUCAAGCAUAAAGGCAAGCGCUUGGUACGGAAAUCUCAUUGAGGUAAAGGCUUACAAAGGUGAAGCCACAACCUCUGAAUCGACAGAGUGCAGUAUGUUAUCAAAGAGAAAGACAAAAUGCAGUGACUCAUUAGGGAAUCGAGCGCCAUCAAGCUUCACUGACUCGAAUGCAGUUGGCGUCAUUUCUCUCUCAAUGAAAUUUUACUUAUCCAAUUUGUCUGAGAAAAAGUUAGGGCUGUGGGAGAACAAAUUUACCGCUAGGCUGCCAGCAGAAACUUUACUUGCCAAGUUAAAUGAACUGGCUGAGCAUUUGAAGCUCAAAGUUAUGAAGAAAGAAAACAGUGUUCUGAAAUUGGUAGCACGAGAGGAAGGAAUGGGAAGACUCGAGCUUGACGCAGAGGUCUUUGAGAUUGCGCCUUCUUUUUUAUUAGUUGAAAUAAAAAUAGCAAAUGGAGAUAAAGAGUAUGAACUACAGAUGAAAGUGAAAGGUGCGAUAAGGCUUGUGUUUAAGGAUAUGGUUUCGGCUUGGCAAGAUGAUUCUCACACGCAACAACCACAAUUUACAUUGUUUGGGUAGAAGUGAGGCACUUAGACAGCAACCAUCACUGCACUUACUUUCAACAAAAUUGUACUAUUGAUUUGUGAAAAUUUCAGUCAUUUUAGUAGACACCCGCUGAACCAGUUAGUUGCGCGAAUGUAUGGG